Molecule: messenger RNA, 1782 nt
Organism: Rotaria sp. Silwood2
Lineage: Eukaryota; Metazoa; Rotifera; Eurotatoria; Philodinida; Philodinidae
Source: the annotation of a GenBank genome assembly
AUGUUAGCAACAAAUGCAACUUACAAUUCGGAUCUGAGUACUUACUCUUUGUUCAAACAACUAGAGCAACAAUUCCAAUGUUAUGUGUCAAGUAGCACUUGGCGAAAUGAAUUAGAUCGUCCAAGAUUUGAAGUUACUUCGGACUUUGUACAAAAAAUAAUAUAUCCGAAAAUGAAACAAGAAGCUGAAACCUUAGCUGAAAAAAUAGCCAUAACUGCAGCUAAUCGAACAGAACGGUGGAAAUCAGCUGCAUCUACAACACUUGCUCAUCGAAUCAUCGAAAUUUUAUUUAGUAAUGGCAUACGUCGUGGUUCAAUUCCAUCGAAAGAAGAACUUCUACACAGACGUGAAAUAUUAAUAAGAAAUGGCUUAGCAAGUGAUGAGGAUUUAAGGUUUGCCAUUCUUAUGUUGCCAAUUCGUGAUCGAAAUAAAGCUAAGAAUGACGGCUAUUUACCAGACUUGGGAGAAAUCAUUUCACUCUUACAACUAUGGGCCAUCGUCAAGGCAAUGUUCAUAGCAACAGAAAACUUUGCUCAAGUUCUAAUAAAAAUAUUUAAAAAAGUUGAUGGAUCAGUGGAAACAAUUACUGAUAUACAAAACAGUAUUGAAAUAAUGCUAAAAGAAGAUCGAGUAGCUAUCGAUUGUUCACAACAAAAACACAAUUAUUAUCAACUUGAUCUAUUACGAGAAGCAUUAAAUGAUGAUUACAAAGUAACAAAUAGUAAACAGGCUGCAUUACUACGUGAAUUGACUCGUUGUAAUUAUACAAAUGAAUGGUUUCUACAAUCACUAGCAGAAGUCAUUCAAGUUCAAACAAAAUCUAUUCGUAUCUUUGUUGUACAAGAUGUUCGUCGGUAUGCUUGUUAUGAUACCGAUUUGAAUGAACAUAUACAGGCUUAUUCAACAUGUCUGAAUCAAAUAGUAGUAGAAAUGGGUCUUGAUGAGAGUAUCAUAUUAACGUCUCAUGAACAGUUGGAAAAAGACUAUCCAAACCUGGAAGAUUUAGAAACUUUUAUGAAACAGCGGACUGAAGUGUAUUCAAACAAAUUUGAAGAAUUUUCACAACCAUUUUUUCAAAGAAAGUCUGAUUUAAUGCAUUGUACAACACGAGAAAGUUUUCUGAUUUUAGUUAAUGAAAUUUCAUUGAACGAAAACAUAUCACAAUUGAUUGAACCAAUAUUACAUAGUCGUUAUCAUCCAAAAUUAGCUGAUGCUCAACUUACACCAAGUGAUGAAUUGAUCCUCUUAGCACAAAUAUAUCAACCUCAAAUUGCUGAUACUAAUCGUGAAUUAUUAAGACAAGAACUGUUAUUUUCAUCUUUAAUCAAUGCAACUAAGUAUAUAUGUUCUUAUGAAUCACAAACAUCAACCAAAAAUAUCUUUCAAUUGGAUGACAUACAAUUUUUCUUACCGGGUACCGUUCGUUUGAGUAUACAUAAUAAAUCAUCGAAUUGUGAUCAAUUUUUAAUCAAAUGUGGUCCAAACUUACAUCGGCAACCAUGGCAGGGUACAGCCGGUUUAAGAUUAAGAAAAAAUAAAGGAAAACACUCAUUGUCAUUUGAAAUUCGACUGAGUUUCGAAUAUAAAGUCGAUAAUUAUAUUCCAGUAUUUAUUAAGAAAGAUUCAGUAAUAAACAGCAAUUAUUCUGAUCAUUUUUCAGCAUUAGCAUUGAUCGAUCAACCGAUUAUUUGGAUUCAUUCAGAUUUAGUUCAAAUGUACGUUACCAAUGAGAACGAUUUAAGUCGAAUCUUUGACAAAGACAAGAAAAUUCGUUUAAUUUAA